GGCUCUUACACAGGAGUGCAAAACAAAAAAAAGAGGCAAAACCUGCCUUCCCCUCCCCUUCCCCCAACCUGGGUCCUCCUGUAGAGUGUGUGCAGGUCCCCAGGGUGUCUUGUUCCAUAUCUAUAGGUGGAGGUGAUUCAAGGUGUAGGGUGUUGUCUUUUUUGGGGGGUAUCUUUAUUUUCACUUUGGGGGUAAGGUGAAAGAUUUAUAUAUAUUUGUUUUGGUUCAUUUUUUUUUUGUAUGUACAGAGAGAUUUACCCAAAUUUAUUUAUUUUUAUUUUUUAAAAAGAAGAGGAAAAAAAAAAAAAAGAUUAAAAAAAAAAAACCUAAACAAACAAAUUCACAAUGACUGCGGCUUCCCCGGAUUACUUGGUGAUUUUGUUCACUACCACUGCGGGUGCUAAUGGCAGUAAAUUGGGCUCUGAUGAGAAGGAAGUGAUCCAGCUGUUGUGGAAAGUCAUUGAUCUGGCCAGCAAAAAGGCGGGGGAGUUACAUGAAGUUAAAGUCAGACCUGAUCACUUGGAUCUGACAGAAGAAUGCAAAGAAGCCCAAAUCGAGCCAGAAAGUCUAUACACAGCCCCUCAGCUUGAGCAGGCUCUACAGCAGUUUAACCAAUCAGUAGGAAAUGAAUUGAACAUUGGAGUGGGUACUUCAUUUUGUUUAUGCACUGAUGGGCAACUACACAUCAGACAAGUGCUGCAUCCUGAAGCCUCCAAAAAGAACAUCAUGCUUCCCGAAUGCUUCUACUCCUUCUUUGACCUAAAAAAAGAAUUCAAGAAGUGCCUACCUGGAUCGGGUGACACAAGCGAACUGGACGUGGCAUCAAUGAUGAGCUACUUGGGUUUUGAAAAGCAAGAUUCACAGCAAGCGUAUGGUGUUUCGGAGGUGGAAGCUAUGGGAGAUAUAAUUGUAACACUAAUUUCAGAACCGUACAAUUUUAGAUUUUCUGAUUCUGAACGAGUAAACUACAAAUUUGAAUCUGGCACCUGCAAACUGGAGAUAAUUGAUGAUAACACAAUCAUUCGUGCUAGAGGCUUGCCAUGGCAGUCUUCUGACCAGGACAUAGCUCGAUUCUUCAAAGGCCUCAACAUUGCAAAGGGUGGAGCGGCUCUUUGUCUCAAUGCUCAGGGUCGUAGGAAUGGAGAGGCACUUGUGAGGUUUGUAAGUGAAGAGCACAGAGAUCUGGCUUUGCAGCGACACAAGCACCAUAUGGGGAACAGAUACAUAGAGGUGUAUAAAGCAACUGGAGAAGACUUUCUAAAAAUCGCUGGAGGUACAUCCAACGAGGUAGCUCUGUUUCUGUCGAAGGAGAAUCAGGUGAUCGUGCGUAUGCGUGGACUGCCAUUCACAGCAACUGCUGAAGAAGUGUUGACAUUUUUUGGGCAGCAUUGUCCUGUUACUGGAGGAAAGGAAGGGAUACUGUUUGUUACGUACCCUGAUGGCAGACCAACGGGAGAUGCCUUUGUGCUAUUUUCCUGUGAGGAAUAUGCUCAGAAUGCACUGAAAAAACAUAAGGACUUGCUGGGCAAAAGAUAUAUUGAACUUUUCAGGAGCACAGCAGCAGAGGUGCAACAGGUACUGAACAGAUACUCCUCAGCACCACUCAUCCCACUUCAGACACCUCCUAUAAUCCCUGUACUACCUCAGCCCUUCAUUCCUCCAGUAAAUAUUAGGGACUGCAUCCGUCUACGAGGCCUUCCUUAUGCUGCUACCAUUGAGGAUAUUUUGGAGUUCCUGGGUGAAUUCUCUGCUGACAUACGAACACAUGGCGUGCACAUGGUGCUGAAUCAUCAAGGACGACCAUCAGGAGAUUCGUUUAUCCAGAUGAAAUCCGCAGAGCGAGCCUUUUUGGCAGCCCAGAAGUGUCAUAAGAAGACCAUGAAGGACAGAUAUGUGGAGGUGUUUCAGUGUUCUGCUGAGGAGAUGAACUUUGUCUUAAUGGGGGGAACUUUAAAUCGCAAUGGCUUGUCCCCGCCGCCAUGUAAGUUACCAUGUUUGUCUCCGCCAUCCUAUGCAUUCCCUGCGCCUGCCGCUGUUAUUCCUUCUGAAGCUGCAGCCCUGUACCAGCCCUCCCUGCUCCUGAAUCCUCGAGGUUUGCAGCCAUCGGCCGCCUAUUACCCAGCUGGAGCUCAGUUGUUCAUGAACUACACAGCAUACUACCCAAGCCCACCUGGUUCUCCUAGCAGCAUUGGCUUCUUCCCAGCAGCUGCCAGCACUAGCGCAAUGCCUCCUCAUGGUGGAGCAGCUAUGGUGCGCAUGCAAGGACUGGCAUACAAUUCUGGCGUCAAAGAGAUUCUAAACUUCUUUCAAGGCUAUCAGUAUGCACCAGAAGAUGGUCUUCUGCAAGUAAAUGACCAAACAAGGGCCCUGCUUACUCACCCUAAGGAAUGGGUGUGUAUUUAGAGUACCUGCAAGUGUUUAAA
Molecule: messenger RNA, 2423 nt
Organism: Pelobates fuscus (common spadefoot toad)
Lineage: Eukaryota; Metazoa; Chordata; Amphibia; Anura; Pelobatidae
Gene: ESRP1
Product: epithelial splicing regulatory protein 1
Exons: 15
Coding region: 346-2403 (685 amino acids)
Molecular function (GO): mRNA binding
Source: RefSeq, a predicted model, not a curated record